Molecule: messenger RNA, 929 nt
Organism: Ectocarpus sp. CCAP 1310/34
Lineage: Eukaryota; Phaeophyceae; Ectocarpales; Ectocarpaceae
Source: the annotation of a GenBank genome assembly
ACAGCAGUACUGCAUCGCUGCUGCUGUAGCGAGCAAAAGGAUAUCACUCUCUCUUUCCCAUUUCGCACACAAGCAAGAUACAUCUUCUAUUGGGGGAGAUCAAGAUCCCCACCUGCGUGCCAUGGACAAUGACCACGUGCAGCCGUCCAAGAAGAGGAGCUUCAACGCAAUAAGCCAAGAAAAUCCCCCAACACCCGACACGCCUGAGGCGGACAGGGAAAGAGGAGGAUGGCAAUGCUCUCCAUCACCACAUGCAGCGGAAACUAGCUUCACUGACGCAGACGCUGCAGAUCGUGUUGGCCAAUACCGAACGAUCCCGCCGGUGCCACGUAAGGAGGAUGCUAGCACGGGUGGCAGGAAGACGGGAAGAUGUGUUGAAAGCAUGAUCGGUGCUGUGGAUGCGAACCGUACAGAAGAUGUCGAUCUGUCGAUAGGACCACCGCAGAGUCAGGACAGUCAUGGUGCUGGGUCGUCCGAGCUACCCCUCUCACCCGAGGAUAUCCACAGUUUCGAAGAGAACGGUUUCGUCAUGCUCAAGCGAGCCUUCGAUCCGGAUGUGGCAGCUGCAUGCAGGCAAGGCAGGAAAAUGACAAAAACGAUGGAGUCCCUGUGGAAGCGUCUCAAAGGUGAUGGUAUCCGCCGUGAGGAGCCAGCAACAUGGAUCAGGAAAAAAGGCAUCUCUGAGAUAUACGGUAUUGCAAGGUAAGUCGACUCCUUACUCACUAGGACUUGCGCCUAAUAAUUGCCUGUCGUGCUCUACAAGCACGCUGCUGGCAGAUCUCCAGCUACAGCACGACAAAAAACACCCUGAACAGCAAUUGAGUGCUAGUUAGGCUGAAACACACACGUGAGGCGUUGCCAGCAGUGAUCCGGCCGAAAUCAUGCCUUGGGGGAUGCUGCGCUUCCCCUCCCCCCCCACGACUCUCCUU